AUGUUGCAAGAAGUAUUACUACAGAUUUACUCGAAAAUCGAGCAGAGACCAAUCGAAGUUAGCUUAGCAUUGAUUUUGGUAUAUUCCAUUUACUUCUUUAUAUUGUAUCCGUUUUUCUUAUCUCCUCUUAGAAAAAUUCCAGGACCAUAUCUUUUCCGUAUAUCUAAAGUGUUUGCUCUAUACGGCCAAUGGAGACAUCAGUGGAUAAGCACAGUUUAUGAACUACACAAGCAAUAUGGAAGCAUUGUGCUAAUAUCACCCACUGAAGUUAGUUUCGGUGGAGACCUGAAAUAUGUCCAGGAUAUAUAUGUGAACAAUUUUCCUAAAGGUUCGUUCUAUUCCCAAUACAAGAACCAUGGAGAGGAUAAUAUAUUUACGAGUUUAAACAGCAAAUCGCAUUUGAAAAACAAGAAACUUAUUAUGCAUUUAUACUCAAAAUCAGCUCUCUUGUCAUCUGAAAGCUCUUUCAGGAAGUUUUUGGCUAGAAAAAUUAGAACUUUGGUACGUCAAAUUCAUUUGACUUCAGUUUCAGGCUCAGAACCGGAUUACUUUAAUGCUAAAUCUGAACUAAAUGAAUUUGGUAAGGGUCACAACGAUGGUGGAAGAUGGUUUAACAAAUCAAACAAAAUUCAAAACUUGGGCAUAGAUGUUUAUUCAUUAUUUGGAUCUUUGUCAAUGGAUGUCAUAACAGCUUUUGAACUAGGAGAAAAACAUGGAACCAAUAUGUUGGAGCAGAAAGGGCAAAGGAAGGUAAUGUAUGACCAUAGAAAACUAGUUGGAAUGGUCUUUUGGACUACUUUAAUGCCUAAGUUUUGGAACUUGGCAGCAAAUAAGGAACUUCAAAUGGCCAAGCGCACGGUCAAUGAAUGGCUAUUGAAUCUUUAUAGAAAAAAAGAAAUAGAUAGUCGUAUUCAAUUAGAGCCUUGUCUGUCCGUCUUUGAAACUUUAAAAAAAAAGGGCAUUCAGGGCAACAAAGCCUAUUCUUUCCUAUCAGAUAAUAUUUUUGCCGGACAUGAAACAACUGCUGUUCAAUUGACCUACAUUACAUAUGAGCUUUCAAGGAAGAACAAUCGCUCAGUAGUUGAAAAUUUGACAAAGGAAAUUGUCCAAACUUUUGGUAAACCCUUGUCGGAAGAUGAUAUAAUUGACGACUUUGAAAAGGUCGAUAAACUAGAAUAUUUAAAUGCCAUCGUUCAAGAAAAUUUGAGGGUUCAUUCUUCAAUACCCGGUGCAGAACCUAGGGUUGCCAGCUGCCUUUACAGAGUGACUUUGGAAUCUGGAGAUGUUGCGUCUAUUCCCAAGGGAACUGUCGUUUCUUGCCUCCCGUACUCUCUUCAUAGACAAAGUAGGGUAUUCCCAAAUCCUCAGCGAUUUUUACCAGAAAGAUGGUUGAGAAAUGGAAGUGAAUCGAAGGAGCAGUAUCUCGAAAGAGUAAAGAUACAACAAAAGUUUAUGAUGCCUUUCGGUAAAGGAAUUAGGAUGUGUCUUGGCAUGAACAUUGCACUUCUUGAGAUUAAGCUAACUUUAGUCAACUUGUAUUGGCGGUUCUAUUCUCGAGUUUGCGAGGAUUGGGCAAGCUCUGCAUCUUACUCUCCGGAAGAAAAGCUGCCUCAUGCCAUUGAUAUCACCACUCCACAAGCAACAGAAGGAUCCAAUGAUGAAGAAAAAAUGAGAAUGGUAGAUUUAAGGGCAAUCAGACCCCUUCAUGACGAGUGUUGGCUAGAGUGGUAUGAUAAUGAAUCCAGAAUAUUGCUUUCUUUUUAG
This is a messenger RNA of Priceomyces carsonii, 1764 nucleotides long. RefSeq names its product cytochrome P450. Lineage: Eukaryota; Fungi; Ascomycota; Pichiomycetes; Serinales; Debaryomycetaceae. Bases 1 to 1764 code for a protein of 587 amino acids. The transcript has a single exon. The record is from RefSeq and is a predicted model, not a curated record. Gene Ontology annotation, molecular function: iron ion binding; monooxygenase activity; heme binding.